This is a messenger RNA of Linum trigynum, 657 nucleotides long. Lineage: Eukaryota; Viridiplantae; Streptophyta; Magnoliopsida; Malpighiales; Linaceae. The record is from the annotation of a GenBank genome assembly.
AUGGAAGGGUUGAUGGAUGAUAUGAGCACAGGCAAGGACACGGGAAUUGACUUGAAUGUUGGUUUAGAUUGGGGAAUGGAUUAUGGAGAUGAUACCAGUGGUGUUAGAGAUAGUGACGAUAUGGAGGACAAUGUCGACACCAGCGAUAGUGAUUCUGAGGAUGAUAAUAACACUAACUUUGGUGAUGAUGAUAAAGAGAAAAUCUCAGAUGAGCAUUUGCACAGCUUCGAAACACAGCCACACAGCUCAGAUGCACCUCUACACAAAGAUGCUGCAAAUCCAGCCAUGGCUCCACCGUACUCGAGUAUGUAUGACUGGACCUUGCUUGAUAAAGUCGGGAAUGGUAAGCCAUAUUCUAAAUGGGAGUCGGAUGAUGUUGUGGGUUAUGAGUUUGAAACCCUUGUGGAGGCUGCCAAGUUCUAUUCAACUUAUGGUUGUGCCAUGGGAUUCAGCGUACGAAAGAACACUCACACAUAUUCAAAAUAUGGAGUUAAAAAUAUGCAGCGAUGGGUUUGCUCACGCGAGGGGGAGCGUCAACCAGUGCACAAUGACAAGGAGAACAGAAAGCGUGAACCUAAGCCUGUAACAAGGCUCCAUUGUCCGGCAGCUUUCAAAGUCAGUUUUGUUGAGGCAACUAACCGAUUCAAGGUGAAGUAG